This is a messenger RNA of Humulus lupulus (European hop), 541 nucleotides long. Its product is annotated as major allergen Pru av 1-like. Gene Ontology annotation, cellular component: nucleus; cytoplasm. The record is from RefSeq and is a predicted model, not a curated record. The coding region runs from base 56 to 541 and encodes 161 amino acids. NCBI's taxonomy places the organism in Eukaryota, Viridiplantae, Streptophyta, Magnoliopsida, Rosales, Cannabaceae. The transcript is spliced from 2 exons. Gene Ontology annotation, molecular function: signaling receptor activity; protein phosphatase inhibitor activity; abscisic acid binding. Gene Ontology annotation, biological process: defense response; abscisic acid-activated signaling pathway.
AGUUCAAAACACAUCCUCAUUCUCAUUUCCUCUUUGAUCCCUUUUUGGUCAUAUCAUGGGUGUUUUCACUUAUGAAACCAAGUUCACCUCCACCAUCCCUCCUGCUAGGCUGUUCAAGGCCUUUGUCCUUGAUGGAGACAACCUCAUCCCAAAGAUCGCUUCUCAAGCCAUUAAACAAGUAGAGAUCCAUGAAGGAGAUGGAGGAGCUGGAACCAUCAAGAAGAUCACUUUUUGUGAAGGGAGUAGCUUUAACUAUGUGAAGCACAGAGUCGAAUCCGUAGACCAAGACAACUUGUCUCACUCCUACACUUUGAUUGAAGGUGAUGCGUUGAUAGACAAACUUGAGAAAAUUUGCUAUGAGAACAAGUUGGUGGCAUCCCUUGAUGGAGGCUGUAUCGUUAGGACUAUCAGUAAGUACUACACUAAUGGUGAUGCUGAAAUCAAGGAAGAUAAUGUUAAGGAAGGAAAAGAGAAGGCAUCUCAGUUGUUCAAGCUCUUUGAGAAAUACCUCAAUGACCACCCUGAUGCAUACAACAACUAA